Molecule: messenger RNA, 2008 nt
Organism: Orycteropus afer afer
Lineage: Eukaryota; Metazoa; Chordata; Mammalia; Tubulidentata; Orycteropodidae
Gene: CAMK2B
Product: calcium/calmodulin dependent protein kinase II beta
Biological process (GO): protein phosphorylation
Cellular component (GO): cytoplasm; neuron projection
Molecular function (GO): calcium/calmodulin-dependent protein kinase activity; calmodulin binding; ATP binding
Source: RefSeq, a predicted model, not a curated record
AGGUGUGAGGCGCGCUCCUCGCGGGGAACGAGCUAGCAGAUCUGGCGCGCGCCCGCUGCCCUCCCGGCGCAGCCCCAGCCCGGCCCCCGCCCGGCGCCAAGAACCGAGGUGUCGUCGCGCCCGCGCUCGUGCCGCUGCCGCUGUGCCCGCGAGCGGAGCAGGAGCAGGAGUCGCUGACGCCCGAGCUCAGCCGGAGCGCACGCCUAGCCGUCCGCCGCCGCCAUGGCCACCACGGUGACCUGCACUCGCUUCACCGACGAAUACCAGCUAUACGAGGAUAUUGGCAAAGGGGCUUUCUCUGUGGUCCGACGCUGUGUCAAACUCUGCACUGGACAUGAGUAUGCAGCCAAGAUCAUCAACACCAAGAAGCUGUCAGCCAGAGAUCACCAGAAGCUGGAGAGAGAGGCUCGGAUUUGCCGCCUGCUGAAGCACUCCAACAUCGUGCGUCUCCAUGACAGCAUCUCUGAGGAAGGCUUCCACUACCUUGUCUUCGACUUGGUCACAGGUGGGGAGCUCUUUGAGGACAUUGUGGCAAGGGAAUACUACAGUGAGGCUGAUGCCAGUCACUGCAUCCAGCAGAUCCUGGAGGCGGUUCUCCAUUGCCACCAAAUGGGGGUCGUCCACAGAGACCUCAAGCCUGAGAACCUGCUCUUAGCCAGCAAAUGCAAAGGUGCUGCGGUGAAGCUGGCUGACUUUGGACUGGCCAUCGAGGUGCAGGGGGACCAGCAGGCAUGGUUUGGUUUCGCUGGGACACCAGGGUACCUGUCCCCAGAGGUCCUUCGCAAGGAGGCAUAUGGCAAGCCUGUGGACAUCUGGGCAUGUGGGGUGAUCCUCUAUAUCCUGCUUGUGGGCUACCCGCCAUUCUGGGACGAGGACCAGCACAAGCUGUACCAGCAGAUCAAGGCCGGAGCCUACGAUUUCCCCUCCCCAGAGUGGGACACUGUCACUCCUGAAGCCAAAAACCUCAUCAACCAGAUGCUCACCAUCAACCCCGCAAAGCGCAUCACAGCCCAUGAGGCUCUGAAGCAUCCGUGGGUCUGCCAACGCUCCACGGUAGCCUCUAUGAUGCACAGACAGGAGACUGUAGAGUGUCUGAAGAAGUUCAAUGCCAGGAGAAAGCUCAAGGGAGCCAUCCUCACCACCAUGCUGGCCACUCGGAACUUUUCAGUGGGCAGACAGACCACCGCUCCUGCCACAAUGUCCACAGCCGCCUCCGGUGCCACCAUGGGGCUGGUGGAGCAAGCCAAGAGUCUACUGAACAAGAAGGCAGAUGGAGUCAAGCCUCAGACAAAUAGCACCAAAAACAGUGCAGCAGUCACCAGCCCCAAGGGAACACUGCCUCCUGCUGCCCUGGAGCCUCAAACCACGGUUAUCCAUAACCCUGUGGACGGGAUUAAGGAGUCCUCUGACAGCACCAAUACUACCAUAGAGGAUGAAGACACGAAAGCCCGCAAGCAGGAGAUCAUCAAGAUCACGGAGCAACUCAUUGAGGCAGUCAAUAAUGGCGACUUUGAGGCCUAUGCGAAAAUCUGUGACCCAGGCCUGACCUCCUUUGAGCCCGAAGCUCUGGGCAACCUGGUAGAAGGAAUGGACUUCCACAGAUUCUACUUCGAGAACUUACUCGCCAAGAACAGCAAGCCGAUCCACACGACCAUCCUGAAUCCACACGUGCACGUCAUAGGCGAGGAUGCAGCCUGCAUUGCCUACAUCCGCCUCACGCAGUACAUCGAUGGACAGGGUCGACCCCGUACCAGCCAGUCUGAGGAGACCCGUGUGUGGCACCGCCGUGAUGGCAAGUGGCAGAACGUGCACUUCCACUGCUCAGGCGCGCCUGUGGCCCCGCUGCAGUGAAGAGCUGCGUGCCCAUGGUCUCAUCCUGAUGGAGUUGGUGUUUGGAGCCAAGCCGCCCUUCAGGGCGCACGGCCUGCCUGUCGCAUGUUCGUGUCUGCCUCAUCCCCUCCCCUGGUGCCUGUGUCUGCAGAAAAACCAAGACCAGAUGUGAUUUCUU